AUGUUCCGGCCUCUUGCUGACACUUCUCACCCACCAGCUGCUCUCACACUACUGUCUGAGUGUGUCAUCAGACAACUCUUCCUCUUCAGAGCAUCAGCCCGGUCAAAGGUUCAGACACUCAACUGUACCCUGGUCAGAGGACUACACUCUCUGAUUAAGAGCUUUAAUCAGACUGUUCUGAAAGCCCCUGGGUACAUCAAGGCCAGCUUCGGGCGCCGCGCCGGCCCGGACCACUUGUCCAGCUGGUUUGAACACUCACUUGCGCGCUCGCGCCUCUGGCCCGGGACUACUUUUAACCCGCCCUGGCUAAAGAUGCCUGGAGCAUCACGCGUCAUCCCGGCUGCACACCUCUGGCCCGGGCUUCUUCCGCGGUUAAGGCUUUUAACUAGUUCUGAUUAA
Molecule: messenger RNA, 399 nt
Organism: Blastomyces dermatitidis ER-3
Lineage: Eukaryota; Fungi; Ascomycota; Eurotiomycetes; Onygenales; Ajellomycetaceae
Exons: 2
Coding region: 1-399 (132 amino acids)
Source: RefSeq, a predicted model, not a curated record